Messenger RNA from Rotaria sp. Silwood2, 3866 nucleotides. Lineage: Eukaryota; Metazoa; Rotifera; Eurotatoria; Philodinida; Philodinidae. The record is from the annotation of a GenBank genome assembly.
AUGGCAAAAAAUUUGAUUAUUAAAUGCAACUUACCCUUAUCUUUGGUAGAAAAUCCUGCAUUUCGUGAGUUCAUGAAAGAAUGUUAUCCGAAAUGGCAGCCAAUAUCUACAAAAAAAUUAAAAUCGGAUAUUAUCUCUUCUUUCAAGACUAGAAUUCAUAAAAUAAUUUGUGACACACUGGAAAUAGUUAAUGAUUUAACAUUAACUAUUGACGCUUGGUCUCAUCGGCGUGGUCGAAGUUUCUUAGGCAUUACUUGUCAUUUCAUUGAUAAUAAAAUGGUACCACAAGCUUUCCUGAUUGACUUCGUACGAAUGAAAUCACCUCAUACUAGUGACAAUAUCCAACGAUUAACUGAAAAUGUGCUUGAUCGUUUUAAUGUUAAAGAAAAAGUUUUCAGAAUUAUCACGGACAAUGCGUCUUCAAUGAUCAAAGCUUAUAGAUUUGGUUUAGCCGUUGAUGGUGACUAUCAAAUUCAUGAUGAUCAAUGUGAUAAAUCAACAACGGAUGACUGUUCUACAUUUGAUAAUUAUGAUCGUAAGCUAUGCUUGGUACUUUCUGACGCGUUUCUUUUGUAAGAACCAUCAACGAGUCUUGAAAAUGAGUGCUAAUGUUAUUUUUUCUUGAUCAUAAGACCCUUUUUCCGCGUUUUCAUACCAAAAGGAAAUUCAAGGCGAAUUUUGUUCAUAUAGCAAACAAAAUAUCAUUGUAGUUUUUUGUUUCCGGAUAAGAUCAAUUCCCGUCAAAGUAACAGAUUCAAACAGUUUAGAGAACAAGAAAUCAUAUUAUAUGAACAUUCUUUCUGUUUCCAUUCUUCACGAAACCUAUGGAUUCUAUGCUGCAUAGAAUUAUUUAAUUCGAAUCAUACAGAUUGAAAAAGAUUGAGUUUGUCGAAAAUAUCCUGGAACAAUUUUCGUAUAUUACGAUACAAAUCUGGCGAUAAAAUCAUCAAUCUUCUGAAAAUUUCCAAUUGCAAAAUAUUCCGCUUCUGUGUGUCUUUAUUUAUUUCAGAGGAUUUUGAUCUGAGCAAUUUUCAAAUUGUCAAUACUAUGCAAACAGAUGUCGUGCGUGAUGAUGCUGGCAUUAAAUCAGUACGCAUGUCAUGUUUUGCACAUACUUUGCAGUUGACAAUACGUGAUGGGUUGCAGAAGAAUCCUCACAUUUCCAAAGUUGUGGAGAAAUGAGAAGCGCUGGCUCGAUUUACUCAUGCAUCGUCCGAAAUAGCUGACUUAUUGGAUAAAAUACACAAGCAUAUCGAAAAACCGACCGUCACUAGGUGGAACAGUGAGUUUAUGUUAAUCAAAUCGAUCUUGUCAAUCAGUAAGGAGGAUAUAGAAUUGAUGUCAAAUUUGGUGGAAAAUUUCAUUCAUUUUUCAAACAAUGAUUUUAUAAUUAUGGAAGAAAUGGUCGACAUUUUAGAACCAUUUUGUCGAAUUUCGAUAAAAUGUCAAGCUGACAGAGUGGUAACCAUUAGCUUAGUUGUACCGUCAAUCGUGCAUCUGGUGUGUCACUUGCGUUCUGUUAAGGAAAAUCUUUCAAUUUGUAAUUAACGUGUACAACAGCUUCAAUCCGCGAUUGAAAGAAGAUUUGCUGGCGUAAUAUAUCGAUUAUAUCAAACGGACGUUCAAAAUGACGAUCCAUUCAAUGAUCCUUUGUAUUUCAGGACAACUCUGCUCGAUCUGGCAUUCAAGUUCUUUUGGAUUCAAGAUCUCAGAUUACCAGCUAAUGUUGAAAAUCGAUUGAAACAAAAUGUUAUUCAGAUGGUACUCGAUGAGAUCAGUAAAGAUAUAAAGCCACGAUCAGAAGAAUUUGCCAGUGAAACGAAUUCUUCUGGAAACAAAUCGUCUUCGGUACUAUCAUCAAUAAACAAUGGGAAACAAAUUAAAUUAUGACUAUCACCAUUAUGAUAAUAAAAGUUUACUUGGCUCAAAACAUUUAAAUUCGUCUUUAGAAUUAGAAGGGUAUUUGAAUGAUCCUAUGCGAUCUAAUUUCUCUGAUUAUUGGUUACGUUCUCAGCUGACAUCAUUAAAAAAAUUAGUAGCUCAUAUCUUCUCAGUUCAAGCUUCGUCGGCUCCUAUAGAGCGUGUAUUUUCCCAUGCUGGUCUCAUUCUGUCAAGUCGACGAACACGCAUGAACGAACAAUUAUUUAGAGACAUUGCGUUUUUGAAGGCUAAUCAAUGCUUAAUUUAAAUAUUUAUGACGAUGUCUUUGUUUUCAUAUCAUAUGAUGUUCCGCAGAUUUUCUCAAUUUUGUUUUUGGUAUCGGGAAAUUGUUGUUUUUCUAAUUAUGGAAAUGUCUAUAUUGUAAUUAAUCAGGGAUUUUUUUAUUAGACACUUCAUGUUUUUCCAUCUUUAUCUGCACAUCGCGUGUAAUUCUGUUGCAUUGUGACGCAAAGAAAAGAAAAAUAGAUCAGUUUAAACCUGCAUUUCAGUGGGAGCCAUUUUUCGUAAAAAUAUUGAAUUUCUACCAUCUCUUUCUAUGAGAUUCUGGAUUACUAAAUCGUCUAUUUUCCCUGUUACUAUCAUCGAUCCCUCAUAACCGAUAUAUAUCACAGAAACGAACCUCAGACUACAUGAAUUCGACUAAACAUUUGACUUGAUGAUCAAUGAUCAUUUACGACGAGAAUACUUUGAGUACGAUUAGUGUAUGAAAUGAAAAUUUAAUGUAAGAUAUCCACAACUACUGCCUACUUUAUGAGAAAUCGUGUUUUUUCCUAUGACAUGAAUUAUUAUCUCACAAAGAUUGGUACUAGAGUAUUCUUUCUCAGUUCAUGUAUGAAUACUUGUACUGUGAAAAUGUACUCAAUACUUACAUUCGUUAGGCAGGAUACACUGAAAGUAUCAAGUAUUGUACUUAGUAACCAAUGUCUGAUAUACAAUAAACAACGCAAUUUUCUAUCAAAAGCUGGUUGUUUAGUGAUUGCAGCUGAUAGGCAGGAACCCAGUGAACAUACAAUAUUUAAUGAAUUGACUGAUGAGAAAAUUGAAAUUUCAAUAUGUGACGAGUCUAAUGGGCGUAAUAUCUGAUUAUUAAGAGAAUGAAAAAGGACUCUUUUAUACGCGUCUCUAAAAGGCACAAAGCCAGGAAAAUCGUUGAUGACAUUCGAUGAUAUUUAGACUUCAUUAUACUGAACGGUUAGCUCAUUGAAUAAACUCUGGGCUUGUCCGACUGUCAUCCGAAAGAGAUUUUCGUUAUCUGUUUUCUAGCUGUAAAUAAUGUUAUCUGAUACUUCCAAAUGGCGGGUCAUAUAGCUAUGACGAAACCCCACAAACAUCGAUUGUAGCUAAUCCAAGUUUCUUGCGCUCGGCAGAGCCAUAAAAUUCUACUAAUCCAUGAAAUCGCCAGUAUCAAGGUUUAUCUCCACUAGAAUUCUUUCAAGUCGACCAUAAACAAUCUGAUGAGGCCCAUAAGUAAUAUCAUCAUGCAUGAUAAUAGAUGCUUUCUCUUCUUCUUGAUCUACAUCUUCAAGAUAUCUUCCUUGUAGUUUUAUCAUUAUUUGUUGCAUAUUUUAAGUGUACCAAUUUUGCCAAAUAAGAAUUUCUACAUGUAAAUAAGAAAAACAUUAGGAAGUAAAAAACGUAAUAUUCUAUGAAAAUCAUAGAGAGUGUUGCCUUUCAAAUUUUUCGUUGCGUCAUUGCUGUGUUGGCAUCAAAAGUAUUCGAUAUAUGAGGAUAGCUUACAGAGCUCUGUAUCGGCUGGUCUGUAAAAAUUCAGCCCAUGGAUUAUUUAGUUCUUCAUCGAUCCACCCAUCAUGGGCUGGGUUGAAUGUCUACCACCCAACCCAAGCCUUAGGCAACACUGCUCAAACUAUGAGUGCCUAUGGACUUAUCAAUAUCUCAAAAAUGUUCAACAUAAUCGGUGCCUAUCC